UGUGUGUGUGUACGCGUGCGUGUGCGUGUGUGUGUUGUGUGUGAAACAACAAUAAUACAAGCAUGACUGAAACGAACAGUCAAGCUGCCAGGCCCUCGCGUCUGGGCAAUUGCGAGGUAUGCGCCAGCCAAGCGGCCCGCUACGCCUGCCCCAAGUGCGAGGUGAAGACCUGCUGUGUGGCCUGCGUGCAGAUCCACAAGCGCGAACUGAACUGCGAUGGCAAACGGGAUCGCACCAAGUUCAUGCCCAUCAGCGCCAUGACCGAGCGCGAGUUCAUGAGCGACUAUUGCUUUCUGGAGGAGUGCACACGCUAUACGGAGGAUCGCAAACGGGAUCAGAUCAAGCGCUAUACGCAACAGCAGCGACAGCUGCCGCUGCCGCAGCAUCGGCUGCGCAUGGCGGCCCAGGAGCGGGGCACACGCCUGCAGCUGCUGCUGCCCAACUUCAGUCGGCACAAGGAGAACACAACGUAUUUGAAUUGGAAGCAGCGACGCAUCUAUUGGCACAUCGAGUGGCUGUUUGUGCACGCCACAGCCAGCUCGGUGACACGUCUUGUGGACAAGCACUGCGACGAGGAGCGUACACUGGCCGAUCUGUUGAGCAAGUACCUCGAUCUGUUGCAGGCGGAGGCGGUCGAGCAGCGCAAACUGUUGCAGCAUCAUCAGACAGCCGGCAUUGGGCAGCUCAGCCUAUGGCUGCGGGCUGAGGGUGUGCAGCGCAGCGGCCAGCGCUGCUAUCGACUGGCCGCACAUCAGACACUGCGCGCCAAUCUUGCGGGCAAGACAAUUGUUGAGUUUCCUGCCAUUUACAUAAGCUACGAGGCGCGUCCGCCCGCCGGCUAUGACCUCAUCGACAGCGAUGAGGAAGUGGAGGCUGCCAAGUCCAACAACAAGCGCAGCCCGCAGCCGCAGGAUCCGGAAGCUAAACCCGCAGCCAAGCGCAGCAAGGCUGCAGCAAAGUCAACGCAGCAGUCCGAGCUGCACGGUAUUUAUGGGCUGGCUGGCAGUUUCGGCGCGGACGACAACUCCUGCUCCAGUUCCAGCAGCGACCAGGAGGCGCAACCUAAUUGAACUCUCCAGCAAAUGCUGCGAAUUACAUUUAAGCAAAUAAUUCAAAAUAAUAUUAUAAAGCAACACUUUGCCAUGCUUCAACCCCAAGUUAAGUUUUAAGAGAACUGACAAGAGUUCAUUCAAAAUAAUAUAACUUUGCAACCAAACAGAAUAUAAAGGUUAAUAGAAAAUUGAAUUGUCGAUUUUAAAAUUGAGUAAAAAGCGACAAAGCAUUGCUCGAGGCAAAGCCCAAAGAUGAGGCAUUCCCUGAGCCCAUCCUAAAUGGGUAAAAACUUGUAUAAAGAGUCAAGCAAAAGCAUUUUCGAAUCCAUAAAAUAUAUAUAUUUCUGUACAGUCCGUCUGUCCGUCCGUCGAAUCUCAGAGAUCUUUAGAGCAGGCGAGUUAUUACCAUGAAAUCGAUAAAAAGCUAGCACGAAAUCGAGUUCACAUUUUGUAUACUUUGUCUUUUGCAUUCAGGGUAUCUGCCAGUCGGGCAUUCCAAGCUAAACGAAUCAAUUUGAUAUUUAAAUUCGACUGACAAUAGAUAUAACUUUAUAGAUAUACACUUAAGAUAGAUCUUAUGCAUCUUAGAGUUAGAUGCUAUGUUUAUAUGGAAACUAUCUUAGGCUAACUCAACUGUCUCUCGCGUUUUGCAAAUACAACAAUUAAAUUUGUUUACCAUUGAUUUAUUUAUUUCGGUUUUUUUUUUUUUGGGCUAAUUAAAUGAUAAGAAUUAUACCACGCUCUCGUUAACGUUUCAUUGCAGUUGGGGGUGGUCACGGAGGAGCAGGAGGGGGGACGUCAAUUACAGAGCACAUUAUCAACGCCGCAUAUAUAUGUAUCUGUAUAGGCAUAAUCAUAUAUCAUCUCUGUGUAUGCUUUAUUUGUGUACAAUUCGGUUUUUGUUUUUGUUGGGCUAGAAUUUGUUGAAUGCCUGCCAUAGAUUUAACGCAAUUAGCUCAACUCUAGUUAACAAUUCAGUUUCGAUAUACCAAUUAGUUGCUUUUGUACAUAAUACAUAAGUGCGCUAGUACACAAUACACAUACAUAUAUAUAUAUAUAUAUAUAUGUAUAUGUAUAUAUAUCUCAAUUAUAU
Drosophila novamexicana is the source of this 2145-nucleotide messenger RNA. Its product is annotated as box C/D snoRNA protein 1. The record is from RefSeq and is a predicted model, not a curated record. Gene Ontology annotation, biological process: box C/D snoRNP assembly; maturation of LSU-rRNA from tricistronic rRNA transcript (SSU-rRNA, 5.8S rRNA, LSU-rRNA); snoRNA localization. Lineage: Eukaryota; Metazoa; Arthropoda; Insecta; Diptera; Drosophilidae. The transcript has 3 exons. Bases 63 to 1070 code for a protein of 335 amino acids. Gene Ontology annotation, cellular component: pre-snoRNP complex; nucleus.